Daphnia pulex (common water flea) is the source of this 4263-nucleotide messenger RNA. Its product is annotated as probable cation-transporting ATPase 13A5. The coding region runs from base 163 to 4191 and encodes 1342 amino acids. Gene Ontology annotation, molecular function: P-type transmembrane transporter activity; ATP hydrolysis activity; polyamine transmembrane transporter activity. The record is from RefSeq and is a predicted model, not a curated record. The transcript has 22 exons. Gene Ontology annotation, cellular component: membrane. NCBI's taxonomy places the organism in Eukaryota, Metazoa, Arthropoda, Branchiopoda, Diplostraca, Daphniidae. Gene Ontology annotation, biological process: intracellular calcium ion homeostasis; polyamine transmembrane transport.
UCUUUCGGCCUCGGUUGUUGGACAUUGGAUUCGUGCUUUUAAUCCAAGUUGCUCAGAUAAAUUUCAAAGUACUGUAACAGGUACCGGGACAAAAGGCAGAGUGCGUAGCGUGUACACCCCUAUGUGCUUGCUAAGUUGGAUGUUGGUCAGCAAACCGUCGUAAUGGGACAAAGCGACUCGCUGCCCGUCAAAAUCAACGCUGAUGGAACCGACGAAUUGGAAGUGAGAGGAUACCGCGUCCAUCGAGGACGAUGCGCCUUGGCAUGUGCGGCUUUGAUUCUGACGUUGGGUUUGCUACUCGUUCUACUCGUUUGGCGCAAGGAUAUCAAGAUGUGGAUGUUUUAUAAGGAAUGCUCACUCGAACACGCUUCGAAAAUCCUAGUCAAGGAUACGUUUGGAGUCUUCUACGAAGAAGAUGCAGCAGAAGAAAGAUGUGGACCAAUCCUGGAGCCCAAAACUCGUUUCUUUGUCAACAAAAAAGUCAAAUACAUUUGGGACAAGAAGACACUUCAGUUCAACCGUUUGAAAUGCUACGAUGAAAAUGCAGAGUUUCAAUCGUUUCACGAGAAUCCAGGUGGAUUGGGACUACAAGAAGUUAAUGAGAGACAUCAAAAAUACGGAGCCAACUUUAUCCGGAUAACAGUAUUACCAGUUUACCGGCUUAUUCUAAAAGAGAUUUCCAACCCAUUCUACCUAUUCCAAUUCUAUACUAUCGUCGUCUGGAUGGCUCAAUCCUAUUACGAUUAUUCAGCUCUGGUUCUAGCUACCACGAUGAUAGCAGUCGGUUCCAGCGUUUACGAAACUAGAAAACACAUGUUAUCCUUGAAGAAAAAAGUUCAAGUUGCAGGAUCAGCGACUGUGGUUCGCGGUGGCGUAGAGAAAAGGAUUUUAACUCAGCAGCUCGUUCCGGGUGAUAUUCUCUGCAUCAACCCUCUAGAAGACAAAGUGCCUUUCCAUUGCGAUGCUGUUUUGGUGGAGGGAACUUGCUCUGUAGACGAGUCCAUGUUGACGGGCGAAAGCUACCCCAUCACUAAAAUGCCUGUACCCGAAGACCGUGAAACUUUCGAGUACGAAGUGCACAAGCGUCACAUUCUCUUCAACGGGACGCAGCUGCUACAAGGUCGCCCGCAAGGAAAUAACGUCUUCCUGAAAGCUGUCGUCAUCAGAACAGGAUUUAUGACGAGCAAAGGAGAACUCAUCCGGGCCAUUUUAUUCCCGAAACCAAUCCAUUUCCGCUUCUACGCCGAUUUGAUUCAAGUAGCAAUUUUAUUCCUGGUCUUUGGAUUGGGAGGAAUGAUCUUCUCCAUGUAUACCUGGAUCAGGAAUGGUGGGAACACCAAAGAGAUUAUUCUCCACUCACUCGACAUUGUGACGUUCGUCGUUCCGCCCAUGCUUCCGGCCGCUUUAACAGCAACUACAGCCUUUGCGCAACGUCGUCUCCGAGAAAAGAAGAUCUUCUGCCUCAGUGCCAAACACAUUAGCUUAAGUGGCGGAGUCGACGUCGCUUGCUUCGACAAAACUGGUACCUUGACGGAAACGGAUAUCGAUUUGGCUGGCGCCAUUCCCAUCCAAGAAGGAGAAUUCCGGAAACCGGUGCUCCAGUUGUCGUCACUAUCCGAGGCUCAUUCGUUGUUGCAAGCCGCAGCAACUUGCCAUACGCUGAUCAAAGUUAACGAUCAGUUAAAUGGAUACUCGAUCGAUCGGAAAAUGUUCGACGCAACCAAAUGGAAUUUCGCCGACGGACCGACCGGAGUCAACGCAGAUUACGGGGUGGAAACACCUUACUUGGUCAGCUCACCGUCGUGGAACGAGAAUCAAGAAAGUUCACCACAUCCAACGGUGGAGUACGGAUUGCUCAAACGAUUCCCCUUCGAGUCGACGAUCAAACGGAUGACGGUGAUUGCUCAGCGCAAGGGAAAUGAACGCUACAAUGUCUUCAUCAAAGGAGCCCCCGAAAUCAUUGCGGAACUUUGCGAUCCCGUUACAGUACCUUCGAAUUACUACGCGGUGCUGAAACACUACACCAUCCAGGGAUACAGAGUCAUAGCGUUGGCUGUAAAAACCCUGAGUCCUCACUUCACUUGGACUCACAUCCAGCAAAUGACUCGUGACGAGGUGGAAGCCAAUCCGGAAUUGAUUGGUCUAUUGAUCAUGCGGAAUCAGUUGAAAAAGGAAACGAUCCCGGCUAUUCGCAUCCUGCACGAAGCCCACAUCCGGACGGUGAUGGUGACGGGUGACAACCUACAGACGGCCGUUACAGUGGCCAAAGAUUGUGAUAUGAUCGAUCGAGUGCAAAGAAUCAUUCAAGUCGAAGCUGCAAUUAUACCUGCAUCAAUUCACGGCGCCCAGCAUCUUCAAGUCCUUUACAACGAUCCGCUGGCCAUGCCGGAAUUUAUCGCCGGAACGAUGCGAAAAAUGCAGGAUGUUCACAAUGGAAACUAUUGCUUCGCCAUGGACGGCCCUAGUUUCGAGUUACUUCGUAUUCACGAUCCGGUACUGCUUGACAAGUGCAUUCAUCGGGGUAAAGUCUUUGCUCGCAUGGCACCCGAGCACAAGCAACAUCUGAUUGAGGCCCUACAGAAAAUUGGGCGUCAGGUUGCCAUGGUGGGUGAUGGAUGCAACGACUGCGGUGCUCUAAGGACGGCCGACGCGGGUAUUUCUCUUUCCAUGGCAGAUGCUUCGGUGGCCGCUCCCUUCACGUCACAAGAAACCAACAUCAGCUGCGUUGCUCCACUGAUUUGCGAAGGACGGACAACACUCGACGCAGCAUUCGGAACCUUCCAGUUUGCUAUUGGCAUUUGUUUCAUCUUCUUUGUUGGCGUCUUGAUGCUUUACUCGAUAUCGACGACCCCGAGUGAUUUCCAGUACGUGAUUUGGGAUUUCGGGAUUGCCAUCGUUCCUUUCUUCACCAUUGGCAACACCACUCCACCCAAAUACCUUCAUCCGCGCAGACCACUCCGGCACUUGUGGGCAUUCUUGCCGCUCUUUUCUUUCUUCACGUUCGUCGGAUGGCAGACCGUCAUUAUGUUAAUUGGUUGGUUUUAUUGCCAUGCUCAACCCUGGUUUGAACCGUUCGUUUUUGAACCGGGCAAGCAUCCACCCAAUCCUUGUUAUGAAGAAACGACCAUUUUCUAUUUGAUGUGUAUCGGCUCGAUAGUGGCGGCGUUUGUUUUCUCUCCGAGUGAACCUUACAGCCGCAGCAGUUUCACCAACAAGAUCUUUAUUGCCUGGUUCCUUGAGGCGACUGUCGCAGUGCUUUGCGUCAUGUUUAUAACUAACGAGGGAUUCGUUUACUGGUGCAAUUUUAAAACCCCGCCACAUACUGAAUAUACAGUAGUUAUCCUGGUGUUGGGUCUCGCCGGCGGUCUAUUCUGCUUCUGCUGGGAGAAAUACCUGAUCCGUGGGUGGAUGUACCACUGGGUGUGGCCACGCAUCAACCGCAUUCGCCCGCCACGUCAUACUUAUCAAAAGAUUGAAAAAGAAUUAAAAUCCAAACCAGAUUGGCCUAAAUUAGGCGGUAAAGAUAUUUCUGAAGAUCUCGAAUGGGAACCAUCACAACCUCCCAGUCCUACUGUGAAAGUGGCAGUGGAAUUCCUCGGAGAAGAGGAUCAAAUCGCCUCGAUAAGUCCUGGACGUAAUAGCGUUCGAGAUCUAGUCGGUCGAAGCAAAGCCACAUUUCGAACGUUCCAGGGCAGCCGACGUGGCGGUUACACGGUGAAUGGUUCAAAAUUGGAGCCGGACUUUGUUCACGAAAGUAUCCCAUUGACAGUAUCAGUGAAUGUUCAAGCAUCAGCAGCACCGCCACCGCCACCGCGUUCUCCACUCCCUCCGACGACGGACGAAGAUGAGUCUGGGGAAGACUUCCCCCCACCACCGCAUUCAUUACCGGAUGAGUUUUUGAGUGCCCAGAGUUCACCAGUUCAAAUUUUGGCCAUCCGCCCGUUUGACGAUGAUGAGGAACAAGCCACCGCCGCCGCCCCUCCUCCAUUUGACAUCGACGUUCAACAAAGAAGUCCACUCAGCAGGGGAGGACAAGGGAUGUUCCAGCUGAUCGACGAGAAGCACGACGACGACGAGCCAGACUCUGACGUCCAAUUAUUGGCCUAUAGAGUUACUCGCAGGCCAUCCGACCUGUCUCCUUCGCAGCAGAGACGCCAUUUGAAUGGACACGGUCCUCACUCGAUCGAAUAACAAAGACAGUAGUAUUAGUACCAAUUUAAAACACCAUGCUGUUGAAAAAAAAUAAACAAUUUCUGCUUUUUA